CUAAUAAUUUUCUCAUCCUUCUUCCAGUUGCAAGGAGUGUUGUAAGUGAUGUAACAAGAAGGUGGACGUAGCCGCUGCGUAAGCCUCGGCUGCCACAUCUCCAAAAUGGCCACCAUCACUCGGCCCGGGAGCCUCCGGAAUCCAGAGGUGGCCGACUUGUUUGAACGAGAGGAUCCUGACCGUGUUUUUGACGACUUGCGGGAAAUUGGCCAUGGCAGUUUCGGAGCAGUGUACUAUGCACGACAUGUUACAUCCAAGGAAGUGGUGGCUAUCAAGAAAAUGUCCUACAAUGGAAAACAAAGUGCAGAAAAGUGGCAAGACAUCCUGAAGGAGAUAAGGUUCUUGCGUAAUCUCCGUCACCCAAACACAGUAACCUAUAGAGGAUGCUACCUCAAGGAAUCUACAGUAUGGUUGGUAAUGGAAUACUGCUUAGGAUCGGCUUCAGACAUCAUAGAAGUUCACCGUCAACCCCUUAGAGAAGAAGAAAUCAGUGCCAUUUGCGAAGGCUGUCUCUCUGGCCUUGCAUAUCUGCAUUCUUUGGGGAAAAUUCACCGUGAUGUCAAAGCUGGAAAUAUUCUACUUACUGAAAAUGGCACCGUCAAACUGGCUGACUUUGGUAGUGCAAGUAUUGCAUCACCGGCCAAUAGUUUUGUCGGGACACCAUAUUGGAUGGCUCCAGAGGUAAUUCUAGCUAUGGAUGAAGGACAAUAUGAUGGAAAGGUAGAUGUGUGGUCCUUAGGCAUCACAUGCAUAGAACUAGCUGAGCGCAAACCGCCCUAUUUCAACAUGAAUGCCAUGAGUGCCUUGUACCACAUCGCCCAAAAUGUUGCCCCCAAAAUGUCCUCCCCAGAAUGGUCAAAGGAAUUCCAGCAUUUUGUUGAGUCAUGUCUGCAGAAGAACCCACCUGAUCGCCCUACCUCUGCUAGGCUUUUGUCGGUAGGUACAGAGUGCAAUUGGAAUUUGUUACGGACGCUUUUGAUUCAGAUUGAAAAGUGGGAAUUAUAGGUACAAGUGAUAGAGACAGUCAGAGGAGUCUUAGUCCACACAUAAAUGAUAUAUGAAAGCAAUGGCAGAAGAAAGGUUCACAAAGUCACAUGUAGUAAUAAGUUCUCUGUGACUCAGGGGGUCUCCUUUGUAAAUAGUAAUAAUUGUUGGAAUAGUUUUGUUACAUUGCUCCAUUAUGACUGUCUGUUAAUCCACUGAUGACAAGAGGUAACCAAGUGAAUAACUGUUAAGUAUUUCAACCAUUUCAACCUGACACAAAUGGGGUAAUGGUGGCAGAUUUUGAAAUUCCCUUCCUGUUUUCUUGUAGCAUGUUUGCCAUUUUAUUUUACUUCUGUAUUUACUUAGUUAUUAGUUUAUUUAUUUAUUUAUUUAUUUUUGUCACAAAUGGAUACAUCUCUCAUUUUUUCAAAAUUAAAAAAAUAUGUCACUGACAUGCUCAUAUUGUUAUACAUUUUGUAAUGACAAUGACAACAAUAUCAUAGUAAUGUGCAUACUUAAGGCAUAGUUGUUUGUUUGAUUCAGGGAAAUAAUUGCUGGUUACAUUAAGACCAUGCACAGAAGACUUGAGAUAAUCCAAUCUAGGAAAUGUUAGAGGUGGGAGAUGUGUCCAAAUAAAAUACCCAUGAUAACCAUAGACGCAGACCACUCAGCAAAACAAAUCUAGGACAAGCCAAAAUAUGUGAAGGUUCCUUCUUACAUGUUGAGAACAUGUAAACAGUGGGGUAACUGAUUGGCUAUGGGUUAAGAUGACGGUGCUGUUAAUUGCCAAGAGUGGGAAUAGUAGCUGGCUCCUAUGUGGCACAUGUUCUCUGGCUCAUUGAUAGGACAUUAACCCCAUUUUGUGUUUGAGCAUCGUCAGACAUUUGUACAUAGACUCAUAUCCACCACUCUCUACCA
Molecule: messenger RNA, 1902 nt
Organism: Penaeus indicus
Lineage: Eukaryota; Metazoa; Arthropoda; Malacostraca; Decapoda; Penaeidae
Product: serine/threonine-protein kinase Tao-like
Exons: 5
Coding region: 106-1005 (299 amino acids)
Biological process (GO): protein phosphorylation
Cellular component (GO): cytoplasm
Molecular function (GO): protein serine/threonine kinase activity; ATP binding
Source: RefSeq, a predicted model, not a curated record